GUGUGCAUGUGCAAUAUAGAAAAUUAAGAUGCCACUAUUUAAUGGAAAAUAGCAGAUAUUUUUACUAGGCUAGACAAGUCGACCAGGCUGCUGUUACUCAAGAGAAAGGUCUGGCGUUCGCUUGAGAUUUAAAUGGAAGUGGGUGGACCAUGGUGUAGACAGUCGCAACUUCGAUGUGGACAUACUUCAACGAUGAUUAUUCUUUUCACUGGAAUGAAAAUUCACCUGCACGGCUCCGUUCAGCUAGCGUCUGAGAGGAACUGAAAGUGACGAGCCCGGACAUAUUUUUUGUAGCGUUACUGUUAUAUACUGGCGUACAAAUUGUGCUUUGCAUUUGGUACCGCCCUUCCUGACGGGUGGGUCUUUCGUCAGAGCCAGAGAGAGACAGCGGUCGGAGGAGCUACGCCACAGCCUAGCAGUAGCCAUUCGUGGAAAAAUAGGCCGUCCUUCUCCGGGCUUCAGCCUGCCUCUGCCUCCACAGCGUCCGGCCUUUUUUUCUUAAACAACUCCUCUCCGGUUUUAUUAAUGCGGGAUGAGUGAUCUGAAGAAGGAAGCUAUGGCAACAGAUGGAGGCAAAUCAGGAGGAGGUGACAAGGGCAAAACUUCAGGAUCACAGGACGCGCAGCCAUCUCCACUGGCGCUGCUAGCGGCCACAUGCAGUAAGAUAGGGGGCGUGGCCGGCGAGGGUCAGUCAGGAGUUCCGCAGCAGAUCAUCAUUGACCCCAGCCAGGGCCUCAUGCAGCUCCAGAACCCCACACAACAGCUGGAGCUCGUCCCCGCGCAGUUCACCGGUAACGGCUGGCAAAUCAUCACCGCCUCCGCUCCCACCACCGUUACCAAGGACAGCCUGACGCAAGCCGGCGUGACUUUCGCCACAGCCACGUCCAGCGACAGUGCCUCUGGACGCAAAGUUAAGGUGAUUGGUGCUAACAGUGUAACGGCCGGACAACAGCAGCUACAGCAGCUCCAGCAGCAGCAGCAGCAGCCACAACAGCAGCAGCAGUUUCAAAUCAUCCAGGUGCAAAAUAUGCCCAACUCAACUGGCGGCAUCCAGUACCAGGUAAUACCACACAUCCAGACUGCGGACGGUCAACAGAUCCAAAUAAAUCCCACCAGUGCCACGUCGUUAAGCGUACAGCCCGAGCAAAUACAGCUGAUCUCGGCGGGUACCAACCAGGCCAUCCUAGCCGCGCCACAGCGGGCAGGCUCUGCCAACCUUGUCACCCAGAACCUCGCCAACCAGAUCCCCCUGCAGAUUCGCCCCUCCUUCCCACUCCAGCUGCAGACCAUCCAAGGCGCCCAGACCCCUAUGGUGACGACGGUGCCCAUCAACAUCGGCGGCAUGACCCUCGCCCUGCCCGUCAUCAACAACAUGGCGGGCGGCGGGGCGACCGUGCAGCUGGUCCAGUCGGCCGACGGCAGCAUCUCCAACGGCGGCCUGAUCGCGGUGUGCAGCGGCGGCGCGGAAUCUUCCGGCAUCGUCACCACCACCACCACCACCGCCGCGACCGACGCCUCCGCCAUGACUGCCGUGGACUGCAGUACGCUGACCACUACCGACGCCGACGGCUCGGAGAAGGACGCCCAGACCCAGCAGGCCGAGGCGGACAGCCAGAACCAGAACCCUGUGGCUGUGGUCCAGGUCCAAACCAACGGGCUCCAGCCGGCGGGCCAGGAGCAGGCGGGCCAGCAGCAGCAGCAGCAGCAGAUCCAGCAGUUCCACAUCGUGGGCCACCCGAUGCUGCAGCAGAUCCAGAUCCAGCAGCCCCAGCAGCAGCAGCUGGUCCCGGGCUCCAUCCAGCUGCAGCCGGGCCAGACCCUGCAGCCGGUGCAGCAGAACCUGCAGCUGCAGGCCUUCCAGAACCCGGCGGCGGCGCAGGUGCUGAUCCGGGCGCCCACGCUCUCGCCCAGCGGGCAGAUCCAGUGGCAGACGGUGCAGGUGCAGAACGCCGCCAUGCCCCAGCAGCUCACGCUGGCGCCCAUGGCCUCGGGUGCCAACCCCGCCGCUGGAGGAGGUGCCACGUUCACGCAGAUCACGCCGCUAGCGCUCGGCGGAACGCCCAUCACGCUCAACGCCGCGCAGCUGUCGUCAGGGACGGGCGUGCAGACGGUCAACAUCGCCGGACUCGGGGCGGCGGGGAUGCAGGUGCAAGGAGUGCCCCUGACCAUCACCGGAGUACAAGGUCAACAACAGGGUCAGGACGGGGGCAAAGGUCAGCCGGCCUCUGUGACGGUCACCGUGGGCAACAUCGGGAACACGGCGCUGAGCGCGGUCAGUCCGGACCAGAUGGGUCAGGUGCAGAGUCCGUCGGACCAGGAGGGGCAGCCCAGCAAGAGGCUCCGCAGGGUCGCCUGCUCCUGCCCCAACUGCAGAGAUGGAGAGGGCAGGAACAACAGUGACCCGUCUAAGAAGAAGCAGCACGUGUGCCACAUGGAGGGCUGUGGGAAGGUGUACGGCAAGACGUCGCACCUGCGCGCUCACCUGCGCUGGCACACGGGCGAGCGGCCGUUCGUCUGCAACUGGAUCUUCUGCGGCAAGCGCUUCACCCGCAGCGACGAGCUGCAGCGACAUCGACGCACACACACAGGUGAGAAGAGGUUUGAGUGUCCGGAAUGUUCCAAGCGGUUCAUGAGAAGCGACCACCUUUCCAAGCACAUCAAGACCCACCAGAACAAGAAGGGGGGCGCGGCCUUGGCCAUCAUCACCACGGAGGACAUGGAGGACACGGGCGACGACGAGGUCCUCGGCUCGCCCAGGAUGGUUACCGUGGCGUCGCUCUCCCAGGACUCCAACCCCGCCACGCCCACGACCUCCAACAACAUGGAGGAGGAGUUUGAGUAGCCCACACCUUGUUUUAGUUUUGGUUUUUAUUUUGAUUAUUUUUCUUCACUUGGCACCAACACUUUUGGCGCCGUGUGGAAAACGAACAGACAGAGAAGUGCACCUGACUUUUUUUUUAAUUUCUUCUUUGUUGUUUUAAUCUUUUUUAUUUUUAUUAUUAUUUUGGUUUGCAUUCUUCUAAGAGUCUAAAACUAAUGAAUAUAAUGACAAAAAAAGAUAGUCUAAAGUUAAAAAGUAAAUAUGGCUUUUAAAUGUAAAAUAAGCUAGCCAGGUGAAGGUGAAGGUUUAUUACUGAAUCAGAGCAGUAGCACAAUGUGGGGAGAAGGUCUGUGGCUUUCUCGUACCAAUCACCACCACAGAGAACCUUGGGAUUAAAAGAGAAUCUAUUUCUAUGCACAAAAAUAUGUACUUCAGUUAUUCGCAGGUAUGAAUUAUCUAUAAAAUGGGGAGGGCUAGGUGGGUCGGCUGAGAUCCCAGGUAGAGAGAGACGCCAGUAGGCCAGGCCAGGGCCAAGUUUCUUAUUUAUUUUAUUUUAUUUUAUUUUUAUUUUUUGGGGGGAGGGGGGACAGGUACACAGCAUGAACACUUUGAUGGUCCCAAACACAAUUACUUUACGCAGUAAUGACUGACUAAAGACUUCAAAUCAAAGACGGAAAACCAGAUGUUUUGAUCUAUUUGAUGUCGGGUCUCCUCUCCUCGGGUCCAUUCUGUGUUAGUGGUCAUGUUUGGCCCGAACGCAUUUGGCCCAUGACUGUAGUCAUGUAGAAAGCUAGGCCUGGACAUCUUCAAGGCAUCUGAGUGAAUUUGCCAAUGGUUAAAACCUCAAACAGAUGCCGAAGCCUUCAGAAAACCAUGCCUUUCAAAGAUUAUAUUUGGAUUUCCAAGUUCUCAAUGGAGGACAGUUUUUGAAGUACUUGUUUUAAGGGGAAGCGGAACAGAGAGAAUAAGAAGGAAGACGGUCCGAGAGUAAUUAAAAGCACAUGUUAAAUUAAAUUUAUAAAACAAAGCAUUCCUAUUGAUAAAAUUGUUACUGUCACGGUUUCUAGAAAAGAUAUUGUUGUGGGGGGUAAAUAGAGAACACAAUCUAGCUUUCUAUGGCUUGCUAAGUUUAGGUGAAAGCAAUACUUUAAAGACAAUCUUAGUGAAACCAUGUUUACAUUAAUUAAGGGUUGGGAGCAAAUGUAGGUUUCUUUGAUACAAGGAGUUUUGAAAAAAAAAAAAAAAAAACGAGAAAAGGAAAAAAAAAACCCAACAAGCAGAAAGGUCUCACAAAGUCAUACGAACUGUACUACAAUGCCUUAACACAAACUUGCAGUACUGCUCCACCACGGCCCAGAGUCUGUCCGGGUGAGGGCCCGGGGGACUGGGGGCCUUAAAAUUGUGAAUCGUUUAUUAGAGAAACUCGUGAACUCAUUUGGUGAGCCAGCGCUCUUUCUUUCUUUUUUCCUUUCUUUUCUUUUUCUAAAGAAAAAUAAUAGAAAAAAAAUGUUGCUUCCUUCCCCUGAUUCGUCAGGUUGCGAAUCCUUCUCUAAGGACAAAAAAAAAGUACGUAAAUAAAUAAAUAGUUUGUCGCUCCCUGCCAACCCCACCCACGCCACGUCCUACUGUACCUACACACAGCCUAGAGGCAAACUCAGAAGGUCCCGUUUCUCUAUGGAGAACAUCCUGAGAGUGGGAGAUGCACCCCCACAUCCCCGUCUCACCUAAAAUACCGCAAACGCACACACACACACACACACACACACACACACACACACACACACACACACACACACACACACACACACACACACACACACACACACACACACACAUAUACACACGUGUGCGCGCACACACAUACUGUAUGCAUUUGCACACACACACACACACACACACACACGCACACAUACACACACACACACGCACACAUACACAUACACACACACACACACACACACACACACACACACACACACAGUCAGAAACACACACACACACACACACACACACAUACACACACAGUCAGGACCAUACACACACACAGUCAGAAACACACACACACACACACACACCCAUCCCUAUAAUCAUUGUGCCUCCCAGUCUCUUCCCCCUCCAUCUUGUGGUUCUGCAUCCCACCUGUCCCAGCCUCCUGGUGGGGAGCGCUCCACCUGAAUCAUUACGGUGUUCUGAAACAUGUCUGGUGGUUCUGAGCGUUCCACCUGAUCAUUACGGUGUUCUGAAUCAUGUCUGGUGGUGGGGAGCGUUCCACCUGAAUCAUUACGGUGUUCUGGAACGUGUCUGGUGGGGAGGGUUCCACCUGAAUCAUUACGAUGUUCUGAAACGUGUCUGGUGGGGAGGGUUCCACCUGAAUCAUUACGAUGUUAUGAAACGUGUCUGGUGGGGAGGGUUCUGAGCGUUCAACCUGAAUCAUUACGAUGUUCUGAAACGUGUCUGGUGGUGUUUCCUAACUGUGUCCGUUUCGUGAGUAAAGUCUCUUUUUAUUUAAUUUAAUUUAUUGAAAAAAGUAUUACCCAGAAUGCCCCACCCCCCCCAAAAAAAUGCCUCAAUCCCCACCCAUCCCCCUCCCGCCCCACAACUCACAUCCUUUUCAUACAGCACAGGCAACUGUAGAUGAGAAACUGUGUAUCGCUAAUUUAUUAUUUAUCCGUAUUUUUAAUAUUUGCCUUUGCAGAAAUUGCUGAUGUGUGUUGUGCGCUGUCGAGUCAGAGAUUAUGUGCAGCAUGUUUUUGUUUUCUGCUAAUAGUAAUGAAUUAUUAUUUCUAAAUGUGGUCCUUUUAUAAAUAUAACCAUUACUUUUUAAUUUAAAUGAUCUUUUUUUCUCACAUCAUAUCGUGUUUCAAAAGAAAAAGAGUUGGAAAAAAAAUACCAAGCAAAAAAAAAGUUUCAAAUGAAGUGGUUGAUACCAAACAAUUUAGAUGUUUUUGGUAAUAUUUUGUGUGACAACUGAUUUCUUUAAUAUUUUCUAGUGACAUCUCAUUUGUAAAUCUUUUUCUAAGAUGUUUCUUUGUCUCCAUGACAUUUGAUAAUGAGUUUUUUUUGCCAGGUUAGCCUCAAAGGCUGCAGUUUAUUGAUAUUUUUAAAAUAUGACUUUGUACAAAUGUGUUAUGUGAAUGGGGGAAGAGAGAAAAAACAGAAAAGGAAAAACUUGCCUGCAUAACACUUGAAAAUAAAGUGAAUAAAAUCUGUCUUAAAUAUA
Sardina pilchardus (European sardine) is the source of this 6041-nucleotide messenger RNA. RefSeq names its product sp4 transcription factor (gene sp4). The transcript is spliced from 6 exons. Gene Ontology annotation, molecular function: DNA-binding transcription factor activity, RNA polymerase II-specific; RNA polymerase II cis-regulatory region sequence-specific DNA binding. Gene Ontology annotation, biological process: regulation of transcription by RNA polymerase II. The record is from RefSeq and is a predicted model, not a curated record. Bases 533 to 2842 code for a protein of 769 amino acids. Lineage: Eukaryota; Metazoa; Chordata; Actinopteri; Clupeiformes; Clupeidae.